CUGAAUCAAAAUGUCAUUGUGUCGCACUUCUUGCACAGCUGUGUCAUGUUUUCGUUAUUAAUUCUGAGAUUCUAAUUGCCUAAAACAAGAAUAAACGCCGGAAUAAUAGACAACUUUUUAAAGUUCACGGAUAUGUGAUUUAGUUAUAAUGGCUGCACCAAAAUCAGAGUCCCUGAAAGAUACAGUUACGGUAUUAAUAAAUGCUCUUGGCGACAGCGAGAACUCUGUAAACAAUGUUGUGAUUAAGUCGCUCACUAAAAUUGCGAAUACUUAUCCAAAUGAAGUUAUAGAAAUAUUUUGCGAGUUCUACAAAAAUACUGUGAAAGUGAACCCUACGCAGCUCGGAAAUAUUGUCAAGGUCCUAGAACAGACAUGUGUGAAUCAAGUGAAGAAGCUGGAUCCGUCGUCAGCGAGCAACCUGGUGACCGCCAUGCUGCGCGCCAUGAUGGAGAACGUCUCCUACGAGCCAGUCGUGCAGAUGGGAGCCUCCGCUGUGCUGGUGGCUGUGGGACAUGAGAACUUGGACCUGGUACUUCGGUCUCUCAUCAACCAGCUGUCUCCAGCCUCGGUCCCUCACUACACGAUAGCGCACACCCUGGGUACAUUAGCAGCGGUGAACACGCACGGCGUCGUGCCUCAUAUUAAGGAGAUUCUGAGCAAAAUGUUGCCUCUACUCUCUCUCGUCAAGACUGAUGGGCUGAAGCAGGCGUUUGCUUAUGCUUUCGGCCAUUUCGCAGUCGCGGUAUCCGAGCAAAUAGGUGAUAACGUAGAAAACGACAACAUUACAUCUAUAAAGGACAACUUUGUCACAGAAUUCACCAUAAUAUUUGACGUGUUAUACAAUCAAUGGCUUGCUUCCUACGAACCUAAGGUCUCAGAGUCCGUUCUAGAAGCGCUCGGCCCUAUCACGAGACUGAUAUCAGAACGACAGUUCAACGAAACAGUCAACAAGUUCGUGCUUUCAUUGCUGUCUUUGUACCGCAAACCAGCAAUCAACUACUACUACAUAAGUCAAUGUAUAUCGUACCUAUUGUCCCCGUCGCCACUGAACCCCAAAUUGAGUUUGAAUGACAACGUCAUAAACUCUAUAAACCAUGUGUUGUUCAAUUUAGUUCUAUUAGAACCAGACUACGAUCAGCCUCAGACUGUUAAAAAUCAUUUCGAGGUACUCAGGUGUUUUGAUCACAUGGCUGGGCAGUUUCCCGACCAAACUAUCGAGAGUCUUCUUCAUCAAUGUAAGAACAAUCAGGAAAAAGAAAGGAUGAAGGCUGUGAUCAUUCUCACUCAUCUAACUACGUCAUCACAGGUCUUUGUCGAAAAUUACGCUGUGAAGUUUAUUACACUGCUCAAAGUUAUGACGGCAAUGGAACAAGGAGUAAAAAUGAAGAAGUUGCUUGUUAAGGCUAUUGUAGGACUUGUGUACAGAAAUUGCAUCACAACCGCUGAAGAUUUCACAAUGGUUGAGUUUAUUAUAAAACACUGCGGGUACGAAGCGCCCGCGAACGUUCCUAAACAUGACGUCUUAGAUUUACACGACACUUGCAAAAGUUCGUUAAUACUGAUGUGCAAUACAGUUACCAGCAUCAGAUCCCAGUUACGGAAUUUAUUAUUGAUCGCGUUAACUGGUGAAGAGUUCACAGCGUCGAUGGCAACAAUCUGUCACUGCCUGACGUCGCUCCUCCAAAACCAUUCGGACGUGAUUGCCGAAGGACAGUCCGAUAAAGAGAUCGAAAUGAAAUGUUCCCCAGACUUAGUUUUCGUUAGGUGCAUCACUCAUGUCGUGGAACCAAAUCAAGUUGAGAGGAACAAGAAUAUAUUGGUUUUCCUUGAAGAGUAUUCGGGGGAUGUCCAUAAGAACUUGAAGAACGCUUGGACGGUAGAAAUACAGAGACUGUUGAAGUUCGUAGAGACAAGUGAAUCGACGGAACAGUGGCAUAGUAUGCUGUUGGAUCUCCUUGUUUCAGCAGUCGAACAAGUAAACAGCAAUAAGUGGGUGGAAUUCAUUGCGACUUUAAUAUCACAGCAAGUACUGACAAAAAAACAGUCGCCGAUGAUUAAAGGCGUCUCCUUGCAGUACUUGGCUGUCCUUUCAUGCCAUAUGUCCAACGCUGCGGUAGUCGAAAAGAUUCUGAAGAUUAUAUUGCUGGCCUUAAAGUCUAUUCCGAUGGAAAGCAGUGAUUAUGUAAGCAAAGCCGUAGGGAUCGCGUCAAGACAGCAUGGCGAGUUCAUUAUGAAUGAGCUAGACGCGAUCUACAAAGAAAAUGAAUCAAAGAGAAGCAGUAAGAUACUCAACUUCCUUUCAUCUAGACAUUCGAAGUCAGAUUCAGAGUUAAGUAUUGUCAGGUACGCGGUGAUUACGUGUUAUGGUAAAGUAGCCAGCGAAUGUUUGGAUGCACAUGUGUUAGCCAGGUUGGGCGAUAACGUUACUUCCAUCCUGUUUGACAUUCUAAAGUCAAAUCCUCCUUUCGACUUGUGUAAAACAAGUAUCACAACGCUCUAUGAGAUCAGCAAAGCUUUGCACCCGACGUAUCAACAGACAAUUGUUUUGAGAAACCGCUGGCAGUUGCUUAAUGCAGUUUUGGAGCAAAUAUACAAUCCCAAUUUGGAUAAACGCAAUGUGGAACUUUACCCUAUUAUUGUAAAAGCCUCUAAAGCGCUGACAAAGUUACAAAAAGGCAUUCUACCCGAAGAAAGAAACACAAUACUUAGAGUCUUGUUUAAUAGUAUAUUUGGAGAGCUCGCCUCAUUCAAACGAAAGUAUGAAAUUGAAGGAAAUGGAGAUAAGAAUGAUAAUUUAGCGAAAACACUUAACGAUAGUCUAUCGCUACUCCAUCGACUGAUUAAAGAAUUAGUCAUUCAGUCAACUUGUCUGAGCACAAUCGAUGAUUUAAUUGGUUUAUUAAUCGAAUGGCUUCGUCACGAAAACGACGAGAUAAGGACAGCAUCGGUCAUGAUACUACAAGUGAUCUUUGACACGUAUAUCAAAAACGUGAAAUUGAAUUAUGAGACGCCAAGCAAAUUUGGUCAGAUGGGCUACUUAUUAGGGCUUAUAAUCCCUGGCAUCGCUGACACGAACUUCGCUGUUCGAUUGACAACAGUCGAUUGUAUAAAAGUUAUCAUUCAGAUCCAAGAUUUGUACGAAGGCCAUGUGAUUGGGCCUGACGACGAAUGUAUGUCGAAUCUUGGUCAUCUUCAGAACAAUAUCUUGACCAACGAUCUCAACAUGAUCAGUGAUUAUUGUACAGCGUUGAGUGACGCCAUCUGUUCGAAAAUACCUCAUCACCAUAAUAUGCAGUUUAUUGAGAGUCUGCUUGAAGGUUAUGAUGACCAGGAGUUCAGGAGUAUGGGGGUCGGGGCUAUCCUGGAUGCUUUCUUCUCAAGUAAGGGUCAGGAUCUGUACCAGAGUAUAGAGAGGAUAGUGGAAGUAAUGUUGAUCACUAUGGAUGGGGUCGGCGCUGAUGCGAGGUCGAAGCUGAUGAAGGCAUUGACGUCAUUGACGCGUCAUCAUUCUAAUGCUGUGACUGCUGUGCUGUUGGCACAGAAGUUGCCUUUGAAACCGAGCGUGGUCGCCUGCUGGCGAUGCCUCGCCCGGGACGAGGGGCUCGCUCCAGCCAUCACGGACAACUUCCUGCGGCUGAUGACGUCAGUGGAACUGUAUGAGGACCCGUACCACAUCACUGAUCAUCAUAUCGCUGCUCUACAGCCUUUGACUCUCAUCAGUGCUCUUGGCGAAAUGCUUCAAGAAGACACAAUGAAACCAACGUGCAUUGCUAAAUUCGCUGACUUAUUCUCCGUUCUGUACACGACUCUCGCUUGCUAUAUCGACGCGGAGUCGCCCGCUUACACGCCACCUUCAAACAAGAAUCAGGAGCGAUUCGGAUAUGUCCCCAAUAGGGAAGCCAUCAAACUAUCCCCGGCUAGGAUUACCGUGCACACGUUUAAUGCGUUUUUGGAUCAAGCUGACUGUCAGAAGGUCCGCGAGGCUUGCUCGCUGUGCCUGAGUAUCGAGCACGGCGACAGCGCGGCGGCCGUGGCGGAGCUGGCGCCGCUGCUGGGCGCGGCGCUGGCGGCGGGCGGCGCGGGGCGGGCGGCGCGGCUGGCGGCGCGCCUGGCGCAGGCCGCGCGCGCGCCGCUCCCGCCGCAGCGCGCCGCCGCGCUCGCGCUGCUGGCCGACAUGCUCAACUACAGAUGUAACGACAACACAGUCCUGAUCGAGACAGUCCUGGCGACGCUGAGUACAGGCUGGAAGGACGAGCACGACCGCGUGCGGGCCACCAGCCUGCGCGGCGCCGCCAACAUCGCGCGGCUGCGGCCCGAGCAGCGCGCGCAGGCCCUGGCCGGCGCGCUGGCCGCGCUCAGCCAGGGGGUCGACGCGCAGAAGACGCAGACUCCAACUGACAACGUGCCCCUUGCCGCCAUCCAAGGAAUAAGUCGCCUUCUAACGGAACUAGACAAGAUAGACAAAGAGUACGAGAGGGAGUUACUCGCGAUAUCUCAGAAGAUACGUCCGUUCAUGAACACGGACUGCGCUCAACUGAGAGAGAACUCCAUCAAACUAUUUGGGAUCAUCGCUGGGCGAGUGAAGUCCGAUGCUUUGGUGGAACAGGGCGUCAGCUCCUUGCCUUGUUUCUUACUGCAUUUGUGUGAUAAUAACCCGGCUGUUGUGAGGGCCAGCAAAUUUACUCUAAAGCAAGUAUUCAAGACUUUCAACGUGAAAAAAUCAAACGACUUCGUCCAAACCCACCUCUUAGACGAAGGUCGUUUAUACCUGGAUGAGUUUCUGUCAGCACUACUGAGGCAGUUGGCUGACGAGAUGCCGGCCAGCGUCGCCAAGUGCCUGCAGACCGCCGUCAACUACCUGCACUGCGCGAGGGAAGAGCUGAAACCACACCCGCCGCUGUUACUUGGACUUCUCUACGCGGAACUGCACCGCAUCCGCGAGAAGUACCCAGAAGAGACCGACCUGGACCCUGACAUCACCAGGACAGCUCGCACUCGGCUACUCCAGCUCAUCAAAGAUCCCAACCCUCACGUCAGGCAGAACGCAGCCAUGGCUCUGGCUAACAUUUGUCUGGUCACCGCUAUGGACGGAUGACCUCGUAGGGUGCUGCUAGAGGUCAGAAGCGGGAGGUACGUGAUGACCAGGCUUUUGUAUAGGUGAAUGACCCUUUGACAACCGCACGUCAACUGUCAACUGUCAACAGUGUUUUUAAAGGCCGCUUUGUAAUGAGUCAAUUGAUUGAGCUAACUUCUUGUACACUUUUAGUGUUUAUAAGAGAAGUGUGAAGAUAACAUCUUUAUUGGUUUUUUGUUUAUUGUAUCUGUUAUAUAAAAUGUGCUCGUGUUAUGAAAGCGAGAUGCUGCUAUAUACCGUGUAUUGCGUUGUCUCGCUUCCACAUUGGCAAUACUCUUAUUAUUUAGACUCCACAGUAGCAUGGAACAGUAGUUCAGUGUUUCCAAUACUAUGGCCAUUUCACUUUUGUGUUUUGGGAUAAAAUUAAAUACUUUAAUCUUAAAAAAACUUUAUGUUAUACGAGUAAGGUCGAGUUUCGUAUGUCGUUAUCGUUACCACUAAUAUGAGGUUAAACGCUGCUAUCUAAAUAGAAAUAUAAUCCCCCUAUUACAUUUUUACACAAAUAAGAAUCAAUUGUGAAUUGGUUUGAUGGAGAUUGAAAAAAUAAUUUGUGUAAAAAUGAAAUGAAGUGAUAGGAUGUAUUCGGUUUUGUAAUUUUGCGGCUUCUUUACCUAAUUCAACUAAUAUUUGCAUAUUUGAGAGAAAAGUAUUUGAAAAAAAAAACGCAUUCUCAUUUCCUUAUUUGACUUAAUGAAGUACGGUUAGAAAGAAAGUUUAAAUUGUUACGACUAAGUUGCGUUGAAUGAUGAUAUUAUUUUUGUGGUGGUGCUGUGUUGGGCAUAAAUAAAGUGUCAAAUUUUAAUAAAAAUAUAUUGAGAGAAUUAUAUUCCAGUUGCUUUUGCUUGUAUUCCAGUGUUUUUGGUGUAUUUGGAAA
Molecule: messenger RNA, 6008 nt
Organism: Trichoplusia ni (cabbage looper)
Lineage: Eukaryota; Metazoa; Arthropoda; Insecta; Lepidoptera; Noctuidae
Gene: c11.1
Product: maestro heat-like repeat-containing protein family member 1
Exons: 12
Coding region: 149-5095 (1648 amino acids)
Cellular component (GO): cytoplasm
Molecular function (GO): protein binding
Source: RefSeq, a predicted model, not a curated record